Andrographis paniculata is the source of this 3155-nucleotide messenger RNA. Its product is annotated as RNA polymerase II C-terminal domain phosphatase-like 2. The transcript is spliced from 16 exons. NCBI's taxonomy places the organism in Eukaryota, Viridiplantae, Streptophyta, Magnoliopsida, Lamiales, Acanthaceae. Bases 113 to 2467 code for a protein of 784 amino acids. The record is from RefSeq and is a predicted model, not a curated record. Gene Ontology annotation, molecular function: RNA polymerase II CTD heptapeptide repeat phosphatase activity.
GCGAAGUCAUGCAGUGUGGGAGUAGUUUUCCUGGCAAUUAAUUUCCGAUAAUUGUUGUUUGUCGUCCAGGGAAUUGGAGUAAUUUUUUCUUUUUCCUUAUUUUGGGCAGAUAAUGAGCCGAUUAGGGUUUAAAUGCGCGGUUUAUCAUGGGGAGUUGCAUUUGGGGGAACUGGAAAUGGUUACGGUGAAGGAUAGGAAUUUUCAAUUCCCGAACAAUGAGAUUCGAAUUCACCACAUCACGCCAAAAAGUGAGAGAUGCUAUCCUCUCUCUGUUCUCCAUACAAUUUCCUGCGCUUCUGCCACUUGCAAGCUUGAGCCUGCUUCUGACAGCGAUCCAAGUUCCGAUCCCGAACAGUCCCCCUUGAUCAACCUCCACGCUAGUUGCUUCUACGAGCUUAAGACUGCAGUUGUGUUGCUUGGUAGUGAGGAAAUUCAUUUAGUGGCAAUGCCUAGCAUAAAAAAGAGAUUUCCAUGUUUUUGGUGCUACUCAGUGUCAUGUGGUCUGUAUGAUAUGUGCUUAUGGAUGUUCAACACACGCUGUUUGGCUAUUGUGUUUGAUCUUGAUGAAACUCUCAUUGUUGCCAACACAAUGAAGUCAUUUGAAGAUAGAAUUGAAACUUUGAUGGGCUGGCUUGGACGUGAGACUGAUCCUAUUCGAGAAUCUGGGAUGACAGCAGAGAUGAAAAGAUAUGUUGAGGAUCGGGCAUUGCUGAAGCAGUAUUCAGAAACUGAUUUUGUUUCAGAUGGAUCGAAAACAUAUCAGGUUCAGAUGGAGGAUGUUCCCUUGCUAUCUGAUGGGAUCCAUCAAGUUGUUAGGCCUGUAGUGAGAUUGCCAGAGAAAAAUAUCAUUCUCACACGGAUUAAUCCUGAGAAUCGUGAUACCAGUGUGUUGGUGAGGUUAAGACCUGCUUGGGAAGAUUUAAAAAAUUAUUUAACUGCAAGAGGCAGGAAAAGAUUUGAAGUUUUUGUUUGCACUAUGGCUGAAAGAGACUAUGCACUGGAAAUGUGGAGGCUUCUUGAUCCGGAAGCACAUUUAAUUAGUCCAAAGCAACUCCUGGACCGUGUUGUGUGCGUUAAACCUGGUGCAAGGAAAUCUUUGAACCAUGUGUUCCAGAGUGGCAAUUGUCAUCCGAAAAUGGCAAUGGUAAUAGAUGAUCGGCUAAAGGUAUGGGAUGACAAGGAUCAGCCCCGUGUUCAUGUGGUACCUGCAUUCAGUCCAUAUUAUGCACCACAAGCUGAGAUUGCAAGUGCUGUUCCAGUUCUCUGCGUAGCAAGAAAUGUUGCAUGCAACGUCAGGGGUGGUUUUUUCAAAGAGUUUGAUGAAAACCUACUUCAAAAAGUUCCUGACAUUUUCUAUGAAGAUGAAGUUUCUGGUGUACCUUGUCCACCAGACGUGAGCAACUAUUUGAUUUCUGAGGAUGCUAGUUUUAUUCCAAAUGGUAUUCCAAAUGUUCCAAUUGCUGAAGGCAUGCACGGACCCGAAGUCGCACAAAGAUUGCAAUCAAUGGAAGAGAAAAAUGCCUUGAGUACUGUUUCUCAUCCCAUGGCUAAUAACAUAGAGCUAAAGCCUGCAAGCUCAAAGCUCCCUGUGACAUCUGUAGUAAAUGCAACUGGUCCACCAUCUUCAGGAUUGGUAUUACCUUCUGAAAAGCCCAGUCUUCUUGGUGAUCCGCCUCGAAGGGAGAUCCGAUAUACAGCAUCAACUGAAAAACCUUUGUUAUCUAAAUUACCUCGGCACACUCUACAACAGAGAAGCUGGUUAGUGGAUGAAAGUAGUAGAGGAAUUAUAAGCAGAACCCCAGGAAUGAUUUCAGAAUUGGACCCAUUGGAUAGACACAAGGGACGCCAAAACUCACUCAAUCAUGCUCCAUCAACUUCGGUUUCAACAGAAUUUCAUGAAUCUCAAAUGAAAAAGGAAGAGGCCAAAUCUGGAUACGACAUCCAGAAACAGAUCCUGUUGCCUCCAAAUCAAGGUGCAGUGGUAGAGUUAAGUAUGGCCAUACCCAACAACCACUCACUGUCUACCAACAAAGAUUUAAAAAUUGAAGCUGAUAAAAUGAAUCAGUUGCCGUCUUUGUCCAUUGGCGUUCUCCAAGAGAUUGGGAGGAGAUGCAAGUCGAAGGUUGAAUUUCGGUCAGUUGUAAGCACAAGUGAUGAUUUGCAAUUCUCUGUUGAGGUUUAUUUUACUGGUGAAAAAAUUGGUGUUGGGAUGGGGAAGACAAGGAAAGAUGCUCAGCAGCAGGCUGCAGAGAAUGCCCUCCGUAGCUUGGCUGAUAGCUACAUUGCAUAUGUUGAAUCUUGUUCUACGAUCACUGGCAAUAAUUUUGACAAACUUUUUUUGGAGAAGGAAAAUGGGUUUCUAUGGGAUAUUGAACAGCCUAAAUCAGAAGAACCAUUAGUUAGUAAUGGGUUUCCAAAGAAAAAUGCAUCAGAAGUUGGCACUCCUGAAAAUACUCCCCAUGGUUGAGCUGAUUUUGUUGCUGACAAUGUUUGAAGUGGUUGGAAAGGGCUGUUUUGGAUGCUUAAGAUUUGGAGUAGUGUUUGUCUUGUUGCAAACCACUCCCUGGGAUUUUUGCUUGCACCAGAUUUGGGUGCAGAAAACAGGAAAAUGCGAGUUGCUUCACUCUCAGAUGUUCUGUAUCUUCUUCAGAAUUCCUGGUCUGAGGAGUUAAGGAAUUUGGUGGACCAAUCUCUAGUUCCUGCUGUUAUCCUAGGGUACUAUGUGAGUUCAGCUCUGAUUAAGUGGAUAUUGAGCUACCAACUAGUGCUUUCUCCAAUCAAGUGAAACAUUGAAGCACAAAAGAAUCAUUGCUCCCACAGGUACGAGAGAGGAUGAGAAUUUCUGAGGCUCUAUUUAGGGGAACACAGCUCUGAUCAGAUAGGGAUGAAGUGGCCGCAUUACCUGUUAAGCAACAGAUGCCCAGCAUCACUCAAACCAAUUUUGUAUGGGUACAGUUUACUAGUAGAUAUGUACAGUUUUUACCUACUUUGAUCGACCUCCUCCCUUUGUUCUUUCUAUUUGAUGUGUUUAACUUUUGGCUAUAGUCUGUCUGGCUGUCUGACUAACAUGCACUUUUUAAAAGAUAGUUAAUGUUGUACAUUGUCUGAUCAAAUGGUUUGAUCGGAUAAUUGAAAGGAACUCAUAUCAAUUUUUA